AUGUCUUCGAUCUACAAAUACGCCGACAUUACGAUAUCGGCUUCAAGUGCCCACGGUAUCAGCAAUGGGUUCUUGCAAGAGCGCACCUGGCAACCGGUAUCCACGCCCUUCGCACUCCCCCUUCAGACAUCAGACUCGAAGACUGGUACCGUGCAAAUCACGAACUACGACUCCUACGACUUUGAAAACCAAGACCCAGUCCAUUCCAGAGCUUGGAUAUUCCAAGAGCAGAUCCUGUCCGCCCGCGUAGUGGACUUCACUUCCAUGAUGGUGCGCUGGCACUGCGCGACCAUAUCCAGGAACGACGCCGGCUGGCCAGAGCCCGAACCAGAGGUCGGAGACGGUCUCAUGUCCAUGUUCUCUGCGUUAAACAUCAUGGGUCGUCAAAGCCAGCGGGGCGAGGAGUCCUCUUCUGAGUACUUUUGGUCUUGGAUCGUGCAGGAGUUUUCGAAGCGCAGCCUUUCCUUUGCUGGUGACAAGCUACUGGCUGUCUCGGCGAUCGCACAGGAGAUGGGCGAGAGAAGUAAAGAUCAGUACCUCGCUGGAAUGUGGAAGUCAAAUCUUUUGGAGACUCUACUUUGGAUGAGGGAGGCCAAAUCGCCUGUGAAGAAGCCUGAGCGGUAUCGAGCUCCAUCUUGGGCUUGGGCAUCCAUUGAUGGCGAAGUAGACUUCCCGAGCAGGUUUGCUGCCGAUGAUGACGAUAAAAGGCGGUUGAGACUGACUGUUCAACUUGUGGAAUGUCACGCAAAAUUAGAGAAUUCGUUGACACCCUAUGGCGCUGUUCGUUCUGGGUCGUUGGAAUUGAAAGGCAAGCUGAGGCGGGCGAUAUGGUACUACGAUGCAGAGGAACUGGUGCUCCAUGAUAAAUGCCGAGACCAGAUUACUGGCGCCACGAGAAAAGCUGCGUUUGAGGAAGGAUAG
Molecule: messenger RNA, 921 nt
Organism: Cadophora gregata
Lineage: Eukaryota; Fungi; Ascomycota; Leotiomycetes; Helotiales; Ploettnerulaceae
Exons: 1
Coding region: 1-921 (306 amino acids)
Source: RefSeq, a predicted model, not a curated record